Messenger RNA from Saccostrea echinata, 1278 nucleotides. Its product is annotated as acetylcholine receptor subunit beta-like. Bases 1 to 1248 code for a protein of 415 amino acids. The record is from RefSeq and is a predicted model, not a curated record. Lineage: Eukaryota; Metazoa; Mollusca; Bivalvia; Ostreida; Ostreidae. Gene Ontology annotation, biological process: signal transduction; nervous system process; monoatomic ion transmembrane transport. Gene Ontology annotation, cellular component: membrane; neuron projection; synapse. Gene Ontology annotation, molecular function: transmembrane signaling receptor activity; extracellular ligand-gated monoatomic ion channel activity; neurotransmitter receptor activity. The transcript has a single exon.
AUGGAUAAAUUAACUCUCUUCUUUCUUCUCAGCAAUCUCCGUGAUGUUUGGUGUUACACUAUUGCACAGGAAACACAGUUACAUACAGAUUUAUUCAGUGGCUACCAGAAAGCGAUACGACCAGGGGCAGAUAGAACACAACCGCUCUCAAUCGGAGUAAACUUUUUGUUCAUUAGCAUCAAGGAGUUCAGUGAGGAAGAGAGUAAACUGGCCGUCAUCGGAGCAUUUAAGUUCACCUGGCGGGACAAUCGUUUAGCUUGGGAUAUGAACAAAUAUGGCGGUGAUCUACAGGACACGUCUGUUUUACAAGAGACAGUUUGGAUCCCUAAUGUUGUCAACCUGAAUUGUUUUUCCACCAUGAAACCCCUGGGUUCUGACUCUCUAAGUGUCAGGGUCUAUAAUAGUGGUGCAAUUUCCUGGAUCCCACCGGUUCUCAUUGAGAGCACGUGCGAUGCGGAUGUGACGUACUACCCGUUUGAUUCACAGACAUGCGUGAUGCGGUUUUAUGUUCCCGGCUACUAUCCGAAUGAUAUAAUUUUUUCUCCGGGGUCCUCUGAGGCUGACAUGUUUCAAUAUGAAGAAAACAAUCUCUGGAAGGUAACCAAUACCAGGAUGGACACGGUUUUGAAUUCAUUUUCUUUCCAAGAACUUCGUAUUCAUAUUGAGAUGACCAGGCGGUCCAGUUACUAUAUUGCUGGGCUGAUUCUUCCGAUUUGUUUGAUGAGUUUUCUACAGAUUAUGGUUUUCAUCCUUCCCGAGGAAUCCGGGGAAAGGAUAGGUUUUUCUGUCACAGUGUUGUUAGCGGUAGCAGUGUUUCUUACCAUUAUCCAGGAUAGUCUCCCAGAGGCUUCAGAGCCAAGCGUUUCAUUGUUAGCUUAUAAGCUCUUAGCUGACGUUUUGCUGGGAGCGGUAAUUACAACGUCAGCAAUAUUCGGUUCUGCUAUUUAUCAUAAAAACGAAACGAGUCCCAUACCAGCAGCUGUCAAACAGCUGAUUCUUCGCUGUAAUACACGUAAAACCUGCUGCAAGAAAUCACCUAAAGUGACGAUAGUGGUUGUAGAGAAAAUACAACCGAAAGACGCUGUAGAGAAAAAAAUACAACCGGAAGACGCUGUUAAUGAAUCGGAAAAUGAUGACGUAAUUUCCUGGAGAGAUGUCGGAAAGUGGUUUGACAAAUGUUGUCUCUUAUUUUUUAUUGUAUGUCUGUCAGUGAACAAUAUCGUUCUCAUGAUAUUUAUUGCAAGCUAAAUAAUAAGUAUUGAUUUCAAUCAGAAUAGU